Brienomyrus brachyistius is the source of this 2537-nucleotide messenger RNA. It is a transcript of the gene ca10a, whose product is annotated as carbonic anhydrase Xa. The transcript is spliced from 11 exons. The record is from RefSeq and is a predicted model, not a curated record. The coding region runs from base 563 to 1633 and encodes 356 amino acids. Lineage: Eukaryota; Metazoa; Chordata; Actinopteri; Osteoglossiformes; Mormyridae. Gene Ontology annotation, molecular function: carbonate dehydratase activity; zinc ion binding.
UGCGCGCUCUGAAGCUGCUUAUCUCGAGCAGCUCAGAGCUUCCGUUAUCCCGAAAAAUCACACUGCCGCAAAGCUCCCAGUCGUGUUUAGGACAGGCAAAAAGCACGGUGGGGCCUAUUUCUCUGAAUCUUCGCACUUUUUGUCAACAUAGAGUUAUACAUUCCAAUAUAUUUUGGCUCCUGUGUUCUUUUAUUUCUGCAGACGGGUUAGGAGACAUCUACAAGCAAGAUCAUGGGAGAGGAUUGAAAGCCAUAUUCGGGGAAAGUACCGAAGAACUGGUUAAACGCAAUAUAUGGUCUUUAGGGUCUUUUGGUACCUCGGAACAGUACUUUGAAUCGCUGCUGGUUGUGUUACGGAUUUUUUUUUUCCAUUCUCUUAUCGGAGUUCAGGGAUUGCAUUGUUUGGAAACUGUGGCGUUAUGUCUUCAGGAUAAAUCUGCUAUGUGUUUGAUCUGGGAAAUACCUCGUGGAAGGUGUACAGCUGGAAAUAGACUAGGGAGCUUCGAAGUCUGUAUUUAAUCGCCGAUUUCUGUGCCUAAUAUACAUGGAAUGAAAGACGAAGAAUGGAUGUUAUUUGGGAAAUACUUAUUCUUCUUCAAGCCAAUUUUAUCAUCCACAUCCCAGCAGCACAGCCAAAUCCACCAAAAAUUCAUGAAGGCUGGUGGGCGUAUAAAGAAGUCGUCCAAGGGAGCUUUGUUCCAGUGCCAUCUUUCUGGGGUCUAGUAAACUCCGCCUGGAACCUCUGUUCAGUGGGAAAGCGACAGUCUCCAGUGAACAUAGAAACCAGCCAUAUGAUCUUUGACCCCUUUCUUACUCCCCUGCGCCUCAACACAGGCGGACGCAAGGUGGGUGGGACUAUGUACAAUACCGGGCGUCACGUCUCUCUGCGCCUGGAUAAAGAGCAUCUGGUGAACAUCUCUGGUGGGCCAAUGACCUACAGCCACCGGUUGGAGGAGAUCCGGCUACACUUCGGCAGCGAGGAUGGCCAGGGCUCUGAGCAUCUCCUCAACGGACAGGCCUUCUCCGGGGAGGUCCAGCUAAUACAUUAUAACCAUGAGCUGUAUACUAACUACACAGAGGCAGCAAAAAGUCCAAAUGGAUUGGUGAUUGUAUCUAUAUUCAUGAAGAUAUCUGAGUCUUCAAAUCCAUUUCUAAACCGUAUGUUGAAUAGAGACACCAUCACCAGAAUAACAUAUAAGAAUGAUGCGUACUUACUAACUGGAUUAAACAUCGAGGAGGUAUAUCCCGAGACCUCAAGUUUUAUCACGUACGACGGAUCAAUGACCAUUCCGCCAUGCUACGAAACUGCGACAUGGAUCCUGAUGAACAAACCCGUGUAUGUGACGAGGAUGCAGAUGCACUCUCUCCGUCUGCUCAGUCAGAACCAGCCCUCGCAGAUCUUCCUCAGCAUGAGUGACAAUGUGCGGCCUGCACAGCCUCUCAACAACCGCUGCAUCCGGACCAACAUCAACUUUAGCAUGCAGGGAAAGGACUGUCCCAACAACAGGGCUCAGAAGCUACAGUAUCGAGAUGAGGCUGCACGCAUGCCGUUUACCAUAUCCUUUUGUCUGUUUCAGCUAAUAUAUCUCCGCAAUAGCUGCACAAAACGUGAAUUUUACCCUGCGCAUAAAUAAUUGAGGUCAGGAGUUAAUGAAUGGCUUCUAAAAUAGAAUCCCUUUGAUGAUCAAAGAUAUGAGUAUUUUGAGAAAAAGCAAGAACAAGUGGCAAAAAAACAGCUUCUAACAGGAUCAAGACUGCAUUGCUUUUUUUCCUGCCAGGUUUCAUGACAUCAUGUUAUUAAAAUAAAACAUAAGCGAGAAAAGACUUUGCCGUUACCAGCAGAAAUCCUAAUUUCAUACUUCAAGAACAUUUUAAUCAAACACUGAGUAGUCAAAAAAUAUGAUCUAUAAAAAAAAUGUUUUGAUACCUAACUUUUUGGGAGAAAAACUAAUUUAAAAUGUAAGAAAAAGACAGCCGUGUCACCAGUGGAAAUAAAUGUGACUUUUUAGCCUUUGUACAUAUGAACACCUUGCAGAAAAAUCAAACGGAAGCGGACAUGUCAGUCGGGAGGACGACCGCAAAGGCUUCAGAACUACAUUUUGUCAUUGUAUUGAAAAGGCAUGCAGGUCGCAAGGGGUCGGCAGGGCACAAGCUGUGCGUCUGUGUCUUCAGCGAUCUCAAAUCAAGCUAUGUUAGAUAAACAUUGAACAAUACUGUCUGUGUGAAACUGAGUGUUUUGGCCUUGUAAAUAUCCUUAUUAUUAUUAUCAUUAUUAUUAUGAUUAUUAUUAUUACUAAUGCUGAAAAUGAAUAAACAAAAUGGAAACAAAAAAACUAAGAGGAAAAAUAUGAAUAGAGUUGAGUAUUUUACGCUUGGCGCACUUUGAAUUCUGGAGCAGUUCUGAAGCUGAUGCCUUUUUCUGUUUUAUUGUUUACAAUGGUCAUACACUGUGUUUGAUUAAUGUUAUUGGCCCAAUAAAUGUGUUUGGAAAGUUCAUUUUUUUGUAAAUAUGCCUGCCUAUGUCUGUCCAGUUUUUGU